AUGACUGAUUGGCUGGGCCUCCGCUACGAUCAAGGAGGCCCAAAGCGAAUAGAACCUAUCUUCUCGGAAUACACCGCUGGGAACGAAAACGAACAUAAUCAUCUACUUUGUGAAUUUAUCAAUCCCAGCCUUUUAGACCUCAGGAUACAUCCUGUUCCUUCUUCAUUCGAAUCAAGGGUUACUGUUGAUGCUCGGGAAGCAAACAGACAAGUUGAUGAGAAUAAAUGCCCUUCCGCUGAAGAUGACAACCAUGGAAAUUUCGAUCCUCCGCCUUACAAUCCUUACAACACUUUGUUAGAUCUGCCUGCGCUAGACGCAGAGUCUCCGCAAGCUCUCCAAUAUGUCGAAGAACCAGGCGAAGGCCGGGUUCAGUACGGUCUUUACCAAGCCCAAUCAGUCUCCAAUCCUCACGUGGAGCAAUUCCAACAUCAUCAUCAUCAUCCUACUGGUCAGAUUUUACCUGAGCAGCCAGAACCGCAACCAGUUGCUCAACACUACACUUGCCCGGAAUGUCAAAAACAGUUCAAACUACCAUGUGAGCUAAAUGUUCAUAUAAAAUCACAUACUCUCCCUUUCAAGUGUCGCAUAUGCUCAUGUAAAUCACUCGGAUUCCGGUACCACAAAGAUCUGAAACGCCACAUUGCAAGUAUACAUCCCAAGCUCAACCCAAAUGGGGAAAGAUAUUUUUGUGAUGCGGAAAGCUGCAAACACUCAAGAGCCGAAGGAAAGGGAUUCACGAGGAAGGAUAAUUUUAAAAGGCACAAGAAGAAUUGUAAACAUCGGAUCCAACAGAUAUGACAAGAAAGUUUGCUGUGUAAUUAGUCAAUGGGAGCACUUGAGGUUGUGGGAGAAACAGAAAUAUGAUUUGUUGAUGACAAUCG
This is a messenger RNA of Botrytis deweyae, 881 nucleotides long. RefSeq lists its product as uncharacterized. The record is from RefSeq and is a predicted model, not a curated record. Bases 1 to 798 code for a protein of 265 amino acids. Gene Ontology annotation, biological process: regulation of transcription by RNA polymerase II. Lineage: Eukaryota; Fungi; Ascomycota; Leotiomycetes; Helotiales; Sclerotiniaceae. Gene Ontology annotation, cellular component: nucleus. The transcript is spliced from 3 exons.